Peromyscus leucopus (white-footed mouse) is the source of this 714-nucleotide messenger RNA. RefSeq names its product programmed cell death protein 7-like. The record is from RefSeq and is a predicted model, not a curated record. NCBI's taxonomy places the organism in Eukaryota, Metazoa, Chordata, Mammalia, Rodentia, Cricetidae. The transcript is spliced from 2 exons. Bases 242 to 676 code for a protein of 144 amino acids.
CUACAGUUCCUCCCCUAUCCUCUCUGCAGGCCUCGCGACCAGGGGAAGCUUAUCUCCCUGCUAAGAGCAUGGCUUCCCCGCACGUGCUUCGUGAAGCCCUCCGGUGCACGAGUGGGAAGGAGGCCGCAGGAGCGCAGCCCCGAGGCUCUUCAGUUGCAGAGCCCACUGAGCCCGGCUCCAGUUCGUCCCUCUGGAGCGCAGCCUCCCCAGAGGAUGACACACUGCCGCGGGCGCUGAACCGAUGGAAAGAAGGGCGCGCAGGCUGCGGCGGGCGCAGCGCGCCCCGCUUCCUCCUCCCGGGGCCUCGAGUCCCUGCAAAGGGCAGCGACGGCCAGGCACUCUUCCCGGCUGGGACGCCCGGCCCGGAGGCGGAGGGGGUGCACGUGACCCCGCGGGCGGCGUCGCCCCGCCCCGCCGUGACGCGCGAGGCCUCUCCCACCCUGACCGCGAGGGUGCCGUUGCGCCGCCUCCGCCGUUCCCCGGCCCUCGCCUCUCGGGCUGCCCCGUCCAUUGCCUGACCCGUGGCCCGCCGGCUCUUCCGCGCCCCUUGCCCGUCGGACGGUCCGAGACAGCUCAGCCCGGGGGAAUCACCGUGCCCUCGGACCCGCGUGGCCACUCCGGAGCAGCCGCGGUGGCUGCAGCGCAACCUCCAGAUAGCGGAGCGGCCUCGGCGUAGCGGAGCGGCGGCGGCAACGCCCCUCGGGACACCCGCAG